Aspergillus clavatus NRRL 1 is the source of this 558-nucleotide messenger RNA. Its product is annotated as C2H2 type zinc finger domain protein. The record is from RefSeq and is a predicted model, not a curated record. Lineage: Eukaryota; Fungi; Ascomycota; Eurotiomycetes; Eurotiales; Aspergillaceae. The transcript has 3 exons. The coding region runs from base 1 to 558 and encodes 185 amino acids. Gene Ontology annotation, biological process: regulation of DNA-templated transcription. Gene Ontology annotation, molecular function: zinc ion binding; DNA-binding transcription factor activity, RNA polymerase II-specific.
AUGAACACUCGCUUCUUCCAAUACACAGUGAUGGACCACAAAUCUAACUCAAAUACUAUGGAUGGGGGUCGCUUGAGGUGCGACGUCUGUUCCUGCACGUUUCGCCGCAGCGACCAUCUCAAACGCCAUUCACGCAUCCACAACCCUCCCAGGCCACAUAAGUGCCAGUUCUGUGGUUCCACCUAUACCCGAGGGGAUGUCCUUCGGCGACACUGGACCACAUGUGCCAAACGCCGAGAAUCCGGACAGGCAGUUCCCCAAGCAGAGGCUGGUGGGAAGCAGAAACAUGCUUGCGACGCGUGUGCCCGAUUGAAGAAGGCUUGUAAUGGGCAGCGGCCGUGCGGCGAGUGUGAGUCUCGUGGCAAACCGUGCUCGUACCAACGUUUGCAGGGGGAUGAGCAGCCUUCAAGCAAACGCAGAAGGACGACUGUCGGUUUGGAUGAUCGCCAGGACUGGGGGACGCAGGGCUUUGGGUAUCAAACGCUACUUCCACCGAAGCUGACUUAUGAGGAUUAUCGCGCACGCAUUGGCAAGAUAUUGCCGGGUAUUGGUUGCUAA